Messenger RNA from Phascolarctos cinereus (koala), 4173 nucleotides. It is a transcript of the gene SGPL1, whose product is annotated as sphingosine-1-phosphate lyase 1. Lineage: Eukaryota; Metazoa; Chordata; Mammalia; Diprotodontia; Phascolarctidae. Gene Ontology annotation, molecular function: sphinganine-1-phosphate aldolase activity; pyridoxal phosphate binding. Gene Ontology annotation, biological process: sphingolipid catabolic process; carboxylic acid metabolic process. Gene Ontology annotation, cellular component: endoplasmic reticulum. The record is from RefSeq and is a predicted model, not a curated record.
GGAGGAGCAGCCUCGGCUCCAAUCUCGGUGGUGGCGGCCCGGCUCCGGGUCCGGCUCGGGCCUCGGCAGGAGGGAAGAGCGAGCCCGCUGCGGGCAAGAAGGCACUUGAAGGAAGAGCAAGAGGAGGAGGAAGAUGUUUGACUGGGGCCUCCUAAAGAUGAAGGCCAUCGAGCCCUAUCAGGAAAUCCUGGAAGUAUAUUUAAUCAAUGCCAAGAACUAUGUCAAUGGACACUGCACCAAAUAUGAACCGUGGCAGCUGAUUGCGUGGAGUGUGCUGUGGACCUUGCUGAUGGUGUGGCUCUACGGUUUUGUCUUCCAGUCUGAGAGCUUGUUUUCAAGGGCCAAAAAGAAGUUUUUUAGAAUCAUUAGAAGAGUCCCUAUUAUCGGUACUAAGAUCAGAGAGAGAUUGAACAAGGCCAGGGAAGACAUCGUCAAGAAUCUGUCAUUCCUGAAAGUGGACAAGGAGUAUGUGAAAAACCUGCCAGCUGAAGGUUUAAGCACAUCUGACAUUCUGGAGAGGCUCAAGGACUACAGUGCCCUGGGAAAUUCACACUGGCAAGAUGGGAAAGUCUCUGGGACAGUGUACAGCGGUGAUGAAAAACUCACUGAACUUCUUGUAAAGGUUUAUGGGGAUUUUGCAUGGAGCAAUCCGUUACAUCCAGAAGUCUUUCCGGGGGUUCGGAAGAUGGAGGCGGAGAUUGUGAGGAUAGUCUGCACCCUCUUUAAUGGUGGACCAGAGUCUUGUGGCUGCAUGACUUCAGGGGGGACAGAGAGCAUCCUGAUGGCCUGCAAAGCCUAUCGAGACCUAGCCUAUGAAAAGGGCAUCAAAUCUCCAGAAAUUGUGGCCCCUGUCAGCGUCCACGCUGCCUUCGAGAAGGCAGCACAUUAUUUUGGGAUGAAGCUGGUACGCGUCCCACUGAAUAAGAAGAUGGAGGUGGAUGUCAAGGCAAUGAGAAGAGCCAUUUCCAGAAACACUGCCAUGCUUGUCUGUUCAGCGCCUCAGUACCCCCAUGGGGUGAUAGAUCCCAUCCCUGAAGUAGCCAAGCUGGCUGUCAAGUAUAAAAUUCCUUUCCACGUAGAUGCCUGUUUGGGGGGCUUCCUCAUCGCCUUCAUGCAACAAGCAGGAUACCCUCUGGAUCAGCUCUUUGAUUUCCGGGUAAAAGGCGUGACUAGCAUUUCAGCAGAUACUCAUAAGUAUGGGUAUGCUCCCAAAGGCUCGUCUGUGCUGCUGUACAGCAGCAAGGAGUAUCGACGCUACCAGUUCUUCAUCUCCCCUGACUGGCAGGGAGGGAUCUACGCUUCUCCCAACGUAGCAGGAUCGCGGCCUGGCGGCAUCAUUGCAGCCUGCUGGGCCACCUUGAUGCACAUGGGCGAAAAUGGCUACGUGGAGGCCACCAAGAGUAUCAUCAGAACCGCGCGCUUCCUCAAGUCAGAGCUAGAAAAAAUCAAAGGCAUCUUUGUUUUUGGGAACCCUCAGGUGUCAGUCAUUGCCUUGGGCUCUCAUGACUUUGACAUUUUUCGACUCUCUAAUCUCCUGACUGCCAAGGGUUGGAACUUGAAUAUUUUGCAAUUCCCAUCAAGCAUCCACAUCUGCAUCACCCUGCUUCACACCCGUCCCAAGGUGUCCAUGCUGUUUCUGAAGGAUGUCCGGGAGUCUGUCACGCAGAUCAUGAAGAACCCUAAAGCCAGGACAACAGGCAUGGGUGCCAUUUAUGGGAUGUCCCAGACUGUCCCUGACAGGAAGAUGGUAGCAGAAUUGACAGAAGCCUUUUUGGACAGUCUUUUCACCACAGAGCCGUGUCAGGGCAGUCAAAAGAAUGGUUCCCCCAAAUCUCACUGAUCCUGUGCCCGGGGAUGCCUUGUCCAUGGUCCUGGGCUGACCCUCAGAGGAGCGGGCCGCUCUGCACCACGGCUGUUGUUCACAUUCCACUUCAAGAGCAACUUCAAGACAUCUGGAUUUGAGGGAGUCUUCUCUCCGAGCCUCCAGGGUUGCUUUUAAUCUGGAGAUAACCGAAAGAUUUCCUCACGUAGUGAUCUUGUCCCAGUUUUCAUCCCUCCCAAGGCAUUUUGUUAGCCUUUUCACUCGUAAUUACUGUGUGGCUUUUCUGACCUCUCCUGGUUCCUUAGGAAGCGAGGGUGUGGCUCUGGAGCAGCCUCCACUAGUCUCUCUUUGUCAUCCUCAGUGGAGGUCUGUCUGUCUUAAGUAGGAACCUUCACCCGCCUUCCUCGGAGCUAGCACCAGGAGUAGGCAGCUGGACCCACUUGUGACGAUCAUGGCGGAUUACUUUUUAUUUAGUAGGAGGCCGGCCGGCUGGAACCAUUGUUCUGGAGGGAUAAGGUUGGAUCGGUCAGUUUCUUCCCACACAAAGUGGCUCAGCUCAGUCCUGCCAUCCCUCCAAAGGGAAGACUGGACUGGACUUAGCCAUUUCUACAUCAAAAAUCCCUUUUGGUUCUGUUUUUUGCCCUUAUUCCUGGGACUGCUACUCAUGGUCCUUUUCCUCCCAUGGGUUCCGGUCCUCCAUGGGUUGGAUAAAGAAAAUGCUCACCAAGGUACCCUGGCGUCUCUGUCCCUGGAGUUUCUUUUCUGAACUGGAGAUGGUCUAUUACCCCCCUAAGCCCCCACCCCCUCCAAGAUCUGGCUGCAAUCAGAAGCUAGACUCCACUGUAUUGGAGUGAGAUGGGGACCCAAGCUGGGGAUGGCACUGGAAUUUGUUCUCUGUUCCUACCUUUGUCUUUUUUUCUUCAAGCCAUUCUGUAGCAUAAAACUGGUAAAUGAGCUGUGAUCCUGGCUACUUGAAGGCACAUUUUAAAGGGCAUUCACCAAUUUGCCUUGACUUUUUCCUGGCUGUUUUUGAGGAGGAUGUGGGAUCCCCAUUACAGGCCUGGUCAGUGCCCCAAACCUUGCUCCAGUCCCCAUGGUCCUUAUGGCAGGUGAGCCUCAGGCUUUCUCUUUCAUCUCUAGCUAAAAGGGAGCAGGCUCUGGGCAACAUCUUUAUUAGAAAUACGGGGCCUCAUGGGGACUGCAGUCUGUCCUGGUCCUUGCAAUUCCUUGGUAGACUGGUAUCUCAGGUGGCGUGGGGCGAGUAUGCAGAUCCUGCAUCCGCUCUCCGCUCUCACUCUCUUUAGUGCCCUGCUCUGCCGGAGCUGCCCUGCUUUCUGAUUUUUUACUAGCGUGCCUUUCUCUGCCAUAGGAAGCAGCCACUCCAGACCCCGGGUGUUGGUGAAAUGUACCCACUGACUUCUUUUAAUACCAACCCUGGGCAUGGGAAUUCUUAUGACAAAGCCACAUGACAUUUUCCUGGGGGGCCAUUCCCUUCUUCAGGGAUCCUUAUCCCCUGGCACAAGCUUGGCAGAUCCUAUGACCUCUGUGCUGUGAAUUUGUACUUCCACAUGCUAGUGGGGAAGGAGAGUCACAUCUUUGUCUUGCUUAUUUCGCGUACCAGAGGAAUGGAACUGCCAGCUGUUGUGAGUUAUGUGGCGGUAUGAUAUGGCUGACUCCUGUUGUUUGUUCUUCCCUGUUUCCUGUACAUUUUGCCCCAAGGGAUUUGGAGGAAGGGGAGAAGUCCCUUGGAGCUGAGAAUCACACGCUUCAUUUUCUUCAUCAACCGUCCCUGUGACCCAUUUAAUUACUCUGUGUAAGGCGCCGCUUUGUGAUGGUGCCAACGGUCUGGAAAUUACAGGAACUGUCCUUGGGUCUCAGGUGUUCUGGGGGAUCCAGGGCCCCGGGAGCAGGCAGCAGGCAUCCCUCCUCUGCCUUUGGUGGCCAGGAUGCAGAGGCGGAGCAGACCACGCCCCCAUGGCUCUGAGAGCCCCACUAGUUGUCAGUCCUGACACAGCCUUAAUUCCAGGUUUCGUUCUUUUUUCAAGUCUCUUCCCUUCUCUCUUCCAACUGCUAUGUAAUUGUACUGUGAUGGUGUGUGUGAGCUGGUCAGCGGCCAGGGCGAGUUGAGUGGCUCUGCCCUUGGUUCACUCUCUCAUUUCUCCUUUCUCUGGCUCGUAGAGAAGUAGCUGUGUGAGCCAUGGACUGUCAACUCACUCUUAAUACUGUUUUCAGCCUCAUAAUCUGAAAAUUGAUGGUACUUUCCCCUAUUACCCUCCCCGCUUCUCCUCUCUGACCUCGCUGCCAAGCUGCAGUAGUAACCUUGAAAAACAAUUAAACUUCUAAAACCUUCA